Messenger RNA from Rhodofomes roseus, 1477 nucleotides. RefSeq names its product pelota. Lineage: Eukaryota; Fungi; Basidiomycota; Agaricomycetes; Polyporales; Fomitopsidaceae. The record is from RefSeq and is a predicted model, not a curated record. Gene Ontology annotation, biological process: nonfunctional rRNA decay; RNA surveillance; nuclear-transcribed mRNA catabolic process, non-stop decay. The transcript is spliced from 8 exons. Gene Ontology annotation, cellular component: cytoplasm. Bases 94 to 1371 code for a protein of 425 amino acids.
GCUCAGCGCUCAGCACUUGCCAUCCCUCCUCACCACUCACCUGCAAGCAGCUUGCUCUGCGCUGCCCAGUCAUCCAUCGAACACAAGGCCGCCAUGAAGCUCAUCGGUAAACAUAUCGACAAAGACCGCUCAGGCCAUGUUGCGCUGCGUCCUGAGGACGACGAGGAUAUGUGGCAUCUCUACAACCUCAUCUCGGCGGGUGACCGUGUCCGAGCACCUGCCAUCCGCCGAGUGCAGAAUGUAUCUGCAACGGGGUCGACCGAGUCGCACCGCGUCCGGCUGAAUCUCACCCUUGCCGUCACCCGCGUUACCUGGUCCCCGGCUACUGCAGCCGCCCCUGGUGACCCGUCGUCUGCGAAUACCUCGAGCGGCGGAGGCGAAGCGACCGCGUCGCUGCAGAUCGCAGGGCAGGUCGCGGAGGAGAACCAGCACGUGAAGAUGGGCGCAUUCCAUACGCUCGACGUUGAGGUGAAUCGGGACGUGCGGAUUGUAAAGGAGGAAGGGGGCUGGGAUAGCAUUGCUCUUGGUCGAGUGCAAGAGAGCUGUGUCCCAGGGCGGGGCGCUGAAGUCGCCGCUGUGGUCUGCGGGGAGGGUACCGCAAUCUUCUGCCUCCUCUCCGAACACAUGACCGUCAUCCUCCAACGCCUCGAAGUCCCCAUUCCGCGCAAGAUCGCGACCGGCAGCUCCGCGCACGAGAAGGGCCUGACCAAGUUCUACACAUCUCUCUACGCAUCAUUCCUCCGGCACAUACCCUAUUCCAACCCCGGACUGCGCGCCAUCGUCAUCGCGUCUCCGGGCUGGGUGCGCGACGCCGUUCUCGACUACAUCAUGGCGGAGGCCAGUCGCACUGGGAACAAGCCCCUCAUGGGCUCGCGGAACAAGUUCCUGAAGGUGCAUGUGAACAGCCCACAUGUGCACAGUCUAGUGGAAGUGCUCAAGAGUCCGGAAAUCAUCUCGCAGCUGAAGGAGACGAAGUUUGCGAGGGAGGGUAUUAUGCUUGACAAGUUCUUCAAGAUGUUAGGCACAGACGAGAUGCGUGCUUGGUAUGGCUCAGACCAUGUCGCCCUUGCAGUAGACCGAGGUGCCGUCGGGACACUGUUGAUAUCUGAUGAGCUAUUUCGAGCGAGUGAGGCGGAGCUGAGGAAGAAGUAUGUCAGGCUCGUGGAGAACGUCCGACAACGCGGCGGUGAGGUCUUGAUCUUCUCAAGCAUGCAUGAGUCUGGGCAGCAAUUGAACCAGCUAACGGGCAUUGCGGCCAUAUUGACGUACCCGCUGGACAUUGAAGUAGUGGAGGCGGAAGAACGGGAAGCCAAAGAAGAGGAGGAGCGAAGGAAAGCAGAAGAGAACGGUGAAGUGGAAGCGUCGAGUUGAUCCUCAACGUUGCCGAGGUUUCGUCAAUGGAAAUUUCAUCCCAUGUAUCGAUAGAGAACAAAUUGGAUAGUGUAGCAGAAUUGAUACAUGUUUUCUAUGCUACGGA